AUGUGCAUCUUAACGGAAGAAGUGCACAUUCUGAAGACCGACGCUCAAGUUAACUAUGACCAUGAAAGAAGAGAAAUCCCCAAUCGUGUACAGAUCGUCCAGCACGAUGACAAAGGAGAUGUACUUGGUCCAUCAACCAUGUAUGAUGAGCAUGGAAAACCAGAGGAGAGGACUAACCAACCACAGCAGGAGUUCGUCAUACAAAAUGUCACAAAUAUCACCAUUGGAAUGUGA
Molecule: messenger RNA, 234 nt
Organism: Cylicostephanus goldi
Lineage: Eukaryota; Metazoa; Nematoda; Chromadorea; Rhabditida; Strongylidae
Source: the annotation of a GenBank genome assembly